AUGGUGACUCGUCUGCUGGAUUGUUUUGUGUUCAGUGAAAGACACACUUCUGAGAACUUAGCAGAGGAGCUGCUCAAAGUGGCCAAAGAGUGGAAUGUGGAAAACAAAGUGGUUUGCUGUGUAAGCGACAAUGCAGCUAACAUCACCAAAGCAAUUAAAACCCUGAAAUGGACCCAUCACCCAUGUCUUGCACACACCCUUAACCUGGUUGUAAGAGAUGCUCUGAAGGUGAUGAAGCCCACUGCGGACAAAGUGAAGGGGAUAGUGGAAUUCUUCCACAGGAGCACAACAGCCACACAGAAGCUCAAAUCUACCCAACAACAGAUGGGCAUGCCUGAGCUGAAGCUCAAGCAAGAGUGUAUUACAAGGUGGAAUUCCACCUUUCACAUGCUAAAACGGAUCCUGGAGUCCAAGGAUGCAGUCAUCUCUACCCUGGCUGUUAUCAAUGCACCUGUUGAUCCUCUGAGCCAAGAGGAAUGGGAGGUACUGCAGGAGGCAUGCACUGUUCUGGAGCCAUUUGAGCAGGUCACUGUGGAGAUCAGUGCAGACAGCUAUGUUACAGCCUCUAAAGUGUUAAUCUGUGCAAGGGUCUUCAGAAAGUGA
Messenger RNA from Hippocampus comes (tiger tail seahorse), 603 nucleotides. RefSeq names its product zinc finger BED domain-containing protein 4-like. NCBI's taxonomy places the organism in Eukaryota, Metazoa, Chordata, Actinopteri, Syngnathiformes, Syngnathidae. The transcript has 2 exons. Bases 1 to 603 code for a protein of 200 amino acids. The record is from RefSeq and is a predicted model, not a curated record.